Hydra vulgaris (swiftwater hydra) is the source of this 2426-nucleotide messenger RNA. Its product is annotated as putative E3 ubiquitin-protein ligase UNKL. The record is from RefSeq and is a predicted model, not a curated record. Gene Ontology annotation, molecular function: metal ion binding. NCBI's taxonomy places the organism in Eukaryota, Metazoa, Cnidaria, Hydrozoa, Anthoathecata, Hydridae.
GCGAGACUUCUUGUUUUGCAAACAGAAAAUAUGGAGAAAUGGCGGCCGAGAAAGACGAUUUUUCGAACGUAAAUCUAGUUUCGAAGAAAAGUUCAGCAGAAUUAAAUCAGCCUCAAACUGAAAAACCGUUACAUUAUACGUUGCAUCCUCAAACUGGUCUUAAAAUGAAGAGAUACUUGAAAGAGUUUCGUGUAGAACAGUGCUCACUUUUUUUACAGCACAAGUGUACUCAACAUCGUCCAUUUUCUUGUUUUUGCUGGCAUUUUCUUAACCAAAAGCGACGCAGACCACGUAAAAAAAAAGACGGCACAUUCACAUAUAGUCCAGAUGUUUAUUGUCAGCAAUAUAAUGAAACAACUGGUGAAUGUGUAAACGGUGACGAUUGUCCUUUUCUACAUCGUGUUGCUGGUGACGUAGAACGAAGAUAUCAUUUAAGAUAUUACAAAACUUCUCCUUGUGUUUACGAGACAGAUACUAGAGGUUAUUGUGUAAAAAACGGGCCUCACUGUGCUUUUGCACAUGGUCCUCACGAUUUAAGGCAGCCAGUUUAUGAUAUUAGAGAAUUACAGAUAAUGGAUCAAGAAGAAAAAGAAGAUAAUAGUAAGCAGAUUGUUCCAGAAGAUCCCAGAUGGAAUGAUACAAAUUAUGUUUUAUCUACUUAUAAAACUGAACCAUGUAAAAAACCACCAAGGUUGUGCCGCCAAGGCUAUGCAUGUCCACAGUAUCAUAAUAAUAGAGAUAGAAGGAGAAGCCCAAGAAAAUAUAAAUAUAGGUCAACUCCUUGCCCUAAUGUAAAACAUGCAGAUGAGUGGGGAGAUCCUUCUACUUGUGAGAAUGGCGACAGUUGUGCAUAUUGUCACACUCGCACUGAGCAGCAGUUUCAUCCUGAAAUUUAUAAGUCAACUAAGUGUAAUGAUAUGCAACAAACAGCACAAUGUCCUAGAGGACCUUUUUGUGCAUUUGCCCAUAUAGAACAAGAUCAAAUCAAUGCAAUGGAAGCUGCAAAAGGUUCUAUAUCUAUAAUAUUGGAUAAAGAGCUUAUGCAACAGAACCAACAGGCAGCUUACUCAAGUACACAAAACUCCCCUUUACCUUCUCCUGCUGGUUUACCAAAUAAUCGACCAAAGCGUUCAGCUUCUUUAUCUGGUCCAUAUGCCAAAAUUGUUGAGGGUACAAUUUCAAGUAUGCAUAACGUUGUCUUGAGUAGCAGUGCUCCAACAUAUGAAAAAGCACCAGGGUCAGGACGAAGAAGUAACAGUCGUGAUAGUGACCAAUGUCAGUCAUUUUUUGGUCCUACUAUGUCUCAAAGUUCACAGGGAUCGGAACCACGUACACCAUCUAAAGCCAUGUCAGCUGGCGCUCAAUCUUUUUAUCCUGAAGCUGCAUUUACUGACGAAACUGCUCUUGAUAAUGCACUUUUAGAUGCUAUCUCUAAUAUAGAUAAUACUUUUGAUUUUGAUUUUCCUGACAAUGCAUCUGUUGGAUCCUCAUUGGGUGGAGCUGGUAGUACUGGAGGUAUAGGUUUUAAUACUAGCAGUUUUUUAGAGCAAUUUUCGAAUGGGACAAAUCCUGUUUCAAUACCAGGGACAGAGAUGCAACACUCAUUUACUUCACAACAUUCUCAGUCUCCAACUUCUCCAAAUAUUAUUUCAGGAACAAACAACAGCUUUUAUUCAAACCAGACUGCUUCUCGUGCAAGUUACUUACGCAGUCCUAAAAACUCUCAACUAGGAAUAUAUGAAAUGCUUCAAUCUCCAAAGUUUAACUCUCCAUCUUUGGCCUCCCCCUUAGCCUUAAGUAAUAGUUUUGACAUUCAAAGGUCAUCUGAUGAAAUUAUUAGUUUACGUUCAAGACUUGCAUCAUGGGAAGAAUCAUGGAAUCAAGCAAAAAUAGCAUGUGAUGCAUGGAAAAGAGAAGCAUCAGAGCAAAGUGAUAAAGCUCAAUCAGCUGAGAGAGAAAAAAUGCAGAUCCUGAUAAAAUUAGGAGAGGCUGAAGCAGAAGUAAGAUACCUUAAACUAGAACUGGAAAGAAAAAAUGGUGGAUCAUGUAUUCAUCUUCUCAAGCAAAUUACAGAUUUAGAUAAUUUAUCAAUUUUAGAUUUGAAGCAAAUAUAUAAUCAGUUAAAAAAUGAUACUGAUAGACUUGAAAAGAUAAUAAGCAAGCGUGAAUCUAUGAAAUGUAUACUGUGCGAAGAAACACCUCGUUGUGUGGUGACAUAUCCAUGUACUCAUUGUGUAAUGUGUGGAACAUGCGCUGCUCAACAGGUUGAAUGUCCGUUUUGUAAUCAAGCUAUUUCACAAAAGACCACUAUAUUUAUCCCGGUGUGAUAGUAUCGUAAUUACUCAAUUUGAUCAUCCAAUGUGAUAUGGAUGUUUAGGAAUCUUUUUAAAUUUAUUAAAUUAAUAAUGGUGGCCAAAAUAGUCUUA